AUGUGUAUCAUGGAUACAUACACUGGCACUCUAGUCACUCUAAUACUAGCCAAUGUUGCCCUCUCAUCCUAUCGUCUUAAUGAUAAUAAUGAAGGAAGAGCAAGCCUGCGGGAAUUGACUAGCAGCGUUUCUGGGUUAUUCAGGGGUCAAGCUCAUGAUCAGCAACGAAAUAGCAAAAGACUUGCCCUGAUUUUCCUUCCUGUUUAUGCGCUUGCAAUGACUUCAGACUGGAUGCAGGGACCCUAUUUCUUCCCGUUAUACAAAGAAACUCUUCAGCUGCCUGAUCAUGUCAUUGCAACUCUCUUUGCCACAGGGUUCAUAUCUGGAGCCUUCAGUGCUUCAUUCGUUGGAAAGCUUGCUGAUAGGUUUGGGCGUCGAAAGGCCUGCCUGGCAUUCUGUGUGAUAUAUAGCCUAUCCUGCAUCGUGACAGUUUCAUCCUCGAAUGUCCUUAUUCUAUUCCUUGGGCGAGUUCUUGGUGGUAUAGGGACGACUCUCCUAUUCACUGUUUUCGAGGCUUGGCUUGUUGCUGAAUUUCAUCACAAGAAGGCCGCGAGCGAUUCAACGGAGCUAAACCAGCUAUUAGGAACGAUGACUGUCCUGAGUGGAAUGGUUGCAGUGUUAUCUGGGCUUCUCAGCAAUUACCUGGUCUCGAUCACGGGCUCAAGAAGAGCCCCGUUUCUUGCAAGUCCCGUCUGUCUCUUACUGGCCUCCUUGCUGAUUUUAGGGACAUGGAAUGAGAAUUAUCUGGGCAAUUGUGAUAACUCCGGGUCGGAGGCUACCGAAGGGCAACGUACUCAGCUAUCGACGAUAAUCAAGGGCAAGUAUACCCACACCAUGGUACUCGGGUUCAUCACAAUGAUAUCUGAGGGUUCUAUGUAUCUCUUCGUCGUUUUUUGGUCACCUGCAAUUAUUUCAGCCAGCAAAGAGGAUGGUAUCCCUGGUAGUCCGCCAUUCGGGGUUAUUUUUGCUAGCUUCAUGACUGCCAUGAUGCUAGGGUCUCAGAUAUCAUCUCAGCUGAUGGUCUCACCUCCUUCGCGGGAGGAUUCAUCGCCAACCCCCUCAUUGUCGUCGUCGCCAUCUACAGAGCCACAGAACCCUUCUUACGAUUUUGAUCACAUCAGUGUGUCCAGAUCCUCCUGUUUGCUUACUAUUCUUUUAUUCCUAGGAAGCAUGAGCUUGACAUGUGCCGUUGUAUUCCCAACCACGCUGCCCACACUCUGGGCAUUUUGCGUCUAUGAAUUCAGCAUUGGGUUGUACUAUCCAAAUAUGGGUGUACUCAAAAGCGUCUUAAUCCAUGAUAAGGAUCGAGCCGGGGUAUAUGCUUUAUUUCGAUUGCCGCUGAACUGCUUUGUUGUUGCCGGCCUGGCCUUCACUACAGAAGGUGAGACAUGCGUUCCAGACUGA
Trichophyton rubrum CBS 118892 is the source of this 1404-nucleotide messenger RNA. RefSeq lists its product as uncharacterized. The transcript is spliced from 4 exons. Gene Ontology annotation, cellular component: membrane. Gene Ontology annotation, biological process: molybdate ion transport. The coding region runs from base 1 to 1404 and encodes 467 amino acids. Lineage: Eukaryota; Fungi; Ascomycota; Eurotiomycetes; Onygenales; Arthrodermataceae. Gene Ontology annotation, molecular function: molybdate ion transmembrane transporter activity. The record is from RefSeq and is a predicted model, not a curated record.